AUGGACGCCAGGAUGUUCUCGGGCCAGGCGGCUCUCAACUUCAGCAGCUUUAUGAGCGACGACCCGGAGCUGACGGAGCCGCCCGCUGAGGUCGAGGCGCGCCUGUCGUCCACGGGCUUUGCGGUGCUCUCCGUGGUGCUGGGCUUCAUUAUGACGUUCGGCUUUCUUAACAACCUGGUGGUGCUGCUGCUCUUCUGUAAGUUCAAAAAGCUGCGCACACCCGUCAACAUGCUGCUUCUUAAUAUCAGCGUGAGCGACAUGCUGGUGUGCGUGUUCGGCACCACGCUCAGCUUUGCCUCCAGCAUCCACGGACGCUGGCUGCUCGGCUCCGGUGGAUGCAGCUGGUACGGAUUCAUCAACUCCUGCUUCGGUAUCGUGUCACUGAUUUCCCUGGUGAUCCUCUCUUACGACCGCUACAGCACUCUGACAGUGUACAAUAAGCGCGGUCCCGACUACCGCAAGCCCCUGUUGGCUGUCGGAGGAUCGUGGCUCUACUCUUUGUUCUGGACGGUGCCGCCGCUCUUGGGCUGGAGCAGCUAUGGUGAGGAAGGAGCCGGAACCAGCUGCUCAGUGUCUUGGACGGUCCAGACGACCCAGUCGCACGCCUACAUCAUCUGCCUCUUCAUCUUCUGUCUGGGGCUGCCUGUGCUGGUCAUGAUCUACUGCUAUGGCAGGCUACUAUGGGCUGUCAAACAGGUGGGUAAGAUCCGCAAGACGGCAGCUCGAAGGAGGGAGUACCACAUUCUCUUCAUGGUGCUGACGACAGCUGCGUGCUACCUACUGUGUUGGAUGCCCUACGGCGUUGUGGCCAUGAUGGCAACAUUUGGUCCACCUAACAUCAUCAGUCCCGUAGCCAGCGUGGUGCCAUCCCUACUGGCCAAGAGCAGCACUGUUAUCAACCCGCUGAUCUACAUUCUCAUGAACAAACAGUUUUACAGAUGUUUCCUGAUCCUGUUCCACUGCGACAACUGGUCGGGGAAGAACGGCAACACCUCCAUGCAGUCCAAAACCACUGUCAUCCAGCUAAACCGACGGAUCUCGAGCAACACGGUGGCCUGCGCCGCUGUUUCUAGCGACGCGUUCAAAACAAGUGGAACGCCGGCCGUCAAGCUGACCACGCCGCCUGAGGUCAUCACCUGA
Messenger RNA from Nerophis lumbriciformis (worm pipefish), 1140 nucleotides. NCBI's taxonomy places the organism in Eukaryota, Metazoa, Chordata, Actinopteri, Syngnathiformes, Syngnathidae. The record is from RefSeq and is a predicted model, not a curated record.